Molecule: messenger RNA, 4351 nt
Organism: Nannospalax galili (Upper Galilee mountains blind mole rat)
Lineage: Eukaryota; Metazoa; Chordata; Mammalia; Rodentia; Spalacidae
Gene: Fkbp15
Product: FKBP prolyl isomerase 15
Exons: 29
Coding region: 100-3798 (1232 amino acids)
Cellular component (GO): growth cone
Molecular function (GO): peptidyl-prolyl cis-trans isomerase activity
Source: RefSeq, a predicted model, not a curated record
CGGAAAGCAGCUCACCAACGCAGCAUUUUACGACAUCGGUGGUGACAGGACCUGGGAACCUCCGACAUCCUCCCCCUCAGCCGGCGAAAAGCCCAUACGAUGUUCGGGGCCGGGGACGAGGACGACACCGACUUCCUUUCGCCCAGCGGCGGUGCCAGAUUGGCCUCUCUUUUUGGACUGGAUCAGGCAACUACAGGCCAUGGAAAUGAAUUCUUCCAGUACACAGCCCCAAAGCAGCCUAAGAAAGGCCACGGAACAGCAGCAACAGGCAAGAUCAUGGAGCUACUUUGUGAAUCACAUGAGGAUAAUGGAAACCAGACAGCACCAAAACCAGCACCAACUACCACCGGCACGUCCUCAGUGCUGGUUGCAACUGCAGUUCACGCAUACCGAUACAUAAACAGUCAAUAUGUGAAGCAGGGCAAAUUUGGAGCUGCUGUUCUGGGGAACCACACAGUCAGAGAGUAUAGGAUUCUUCUUUAUAUCAGCCAGCAGCAGCCAGUUACUGUUGCUAAGAUUCAUCCAAACUUUGAGCUAACGGUCCGGCCCCAAAACUACAGCACCUUUUAUGAUGACCAAAGGCAAAACUGGUCCAUCAUGUUUGAGUCAGAGAAGGCUGCUGUGGAGUUCAGUAAACAGGUGUGCAUUGCCAAAUGGAAUAGCACUUCUUCCAUGAAUGCAGUACUGUCUCAGGACCUUGUUGUGGCAGAGGGUCCUGCUGUAGAAGCUGGAGAUUCUUUGGAAGUAGGCUAUACAGGCUGGCUCCUUCAGAAUCAUGUGCUGGGCCAGGUUUUCGACUCUACUGCCAAUAAAGAUAAGCCGCUUCGCCUGAAGUUAGGAUCAGGAAAAGUUGUUAAGGGCUGGGAGGAUGGACUGCUGGGCAUGAAGAAAGGAGGAAAGCGGUUGCUUAUUAUCCCUUCAGCCUGUGCUGCUGGCUCUGGAGGGGUAAUGGGCUGGACUCAGUCAACAGACUCAAUCCUGGUGUUUGAGGUGGAAGUUAGGCGGGUGAAGUUUUCCAGAGACUCCGGCUUUGAUGGCCACAGUGUUAGUUCCCAGGAUUCUUCAGCCCCUUCUCCCAUACCUGCUGCUGACAGCCUCUUUGCUGAUCCUGUGGUGUCACCACUCACAUUGGUGCCUUUCAAAUCAGGGGAGCCAGCUCUUUGUUCCAAAUCUAACUCCCUGAGUGAACAGCUUACAAUAAAUCCAAGUCCUGAUACAGUCAAGGCCAAGUUGAUCUCUCGGAUGGCUAAAAUGGGCCAGCCCAUGCUGCCCAUCCUUCUGCCACAGCUGGAUUCCAAUGACUCAGAAACUGAGGAUGUAAGUGCUGUUCGAGGAGCUGGGCAGUCCCUGGUGCUGCCUUCCAUCCAGCCGUCUCUUCAGCCAGUUCAUCCAGUGUUACCACAGAUGACCUCACAGGCAUCUCAGUCAUCUGUUUCUGGGCUCCAAACACCCUCUGCUGCCUUAAUGCAAGUUGCACCCCUUGAUUCUCACUCAGCUGUGUCUGGAAAUGCUCAGUCCUUCCAGCCCUAUGCAGGUGUGCAGGCCUACUCGUAUUCCCAGGCAUCCUCAGUCACCUCGCAGCUGCAGCCUGUUCGGCCCUUGUACCCAGCACCACUCUCCCAGGCUCCCCACUUUCAAGGAUCAGGUGACAUGAUGUCCUUUCUCAUGACUGAAACCCGGCAACAUAACACUGAAAUUCGAAUGGCAGUCAGCAAAAUGGCUGAUAAAAUGGAUCAUCUUGUGACUAAGGUUGAUGAGUUACAGAAGCAUAGUGCUGGCAAUUCCAUGCAUCUUCCUAGCAUGUCAGUUACCAUGGAAACAAGCAUGAUUAUGAGCAACAUCCAGCGGAUCAUUCAGGAAAAUGAAAGAUUGAAGCAGGAGCUCCUUGAGAAGAGCAACCGGAUAGAAGAACAAAAUGACAAGAUCAGUGAGCUAAUUGAACGAAAUCAGAGGUAUGUUGAACAGAGUAACCUGAUGAUGGAGAAGAGGAACAACUCACUUCAGACAGCCACAGAAAACACACAGGCAAGAGUAUUGCAUGCUGAACAAGAGAAGGCCAAGGUGACAGAAGAGUUAGCAGCAGCCACUGCACAGGUCUCUCACCUGCAGCUGAAAAUGACUGCACACCAAAAGAAGGAAACAGAGCUGCAGGUGCAGCUGACAGAAAACUUGAAGGAGACAGAUCUCCUCAGGGGCCAGCUCACCAGGCUACAAGCAGAACACUCAGAGCUCCAAGUAACUUCUCAGCAAGCAAACUCCAAAUUCAAAAGUGAAAAGCAGAGCCGGCGACAACUGGAACUCAGAGUGACAUCCCUGGAGGAAGAACUGACUGACCUCCGAGCUGAGAAGGAGUCCCUGGAAAAGAACCUCUCAGAGAGGAAAAAGAGAUCAGCUCAAGAGCGCUGCCAGGCCGAGGAGGAGAUGGAGGAGAUUCGAAAGUCAUACCAGGAGGAACUGGACAAACUUCGGCACCUCUUGAAAAAGGCUCGAGUGUCCACAGACCAAGCAGCUGCAGAACAGCUGUCUCUAGCCCAGGCUGAGCUCCAAAACCAGUGGGAAGCAAAGUGUGAGCAUCUGCUGGCCUCUGCGAAGGAUCAGCACCUGCAGCAGUACCAGGAGGUGUGCGCACAGAGAGAUGCCCACCAGCAGAAGCUGUCAUGCCUUCAGGACAAGUGCUCAGCUCUCCAGGCCCAAGUCACAGCUCUCACUGCACAGAAUGAAGAGUAUAUCCAGCAACUGGAGAGGAAUAAGUCCCAGCUGCCUAGGGGCAGAGAUGCUGCUGACCCCUCAGAGAAGGUCAAGAAGAUCAUGAACCAGGUAUUCCAGUCAUUGAGGGGAGAGUUUGAGCUGGAGGAAUCUUACAAUGGCAGGACCAUUCUGGGGACCAUCAUGAGUACAAUCAAGAUGGUGACUCUACAGCUAUUGAACCAGCAGGAGGAAGAGCAAAGAGAGAGCAGCAGUGAGGAGGAAGAGGAGGAACCUCAGAGACCUUCCCAGGAGCAUCCCGACCCAGCCACUCCUGGGCUAUCUCCAGCACCCUCAAGUGGGGAAAGGCAGGAGGCUCCCAAGGUUCUAUCAGACCACGUAAUAGGGGAGACCACUCUACUGCCUCCACAGGCUGUCCCUACACCUCAAGAUGAUGUGCAGACAAGGAAAGAGGAGCCUUCAGAAGCAAAGAUGCCUUCAGAAAUCAACAGCAGUUCCCUUCCACCUAAGCGAGCUUAUACUCCAUCCCACAGAGUCCUGGGGCCCCCAACUUCAGUCCCGCCUGAGCCUCCAGGCCCUGUAAUUAUGGACUCUGAGUGUGAGGAGAUACUUCCUGCUGGCCCAACAGCAGUGCAGCCCAAUAACCCAUUGGAAGAAGUGCAUGUCAGGGAAGUAGCCCCAGAUAGCCCACCACAAGGAAGCUCCAGGAGAUUGUCACUGACUCCAGACCCUGAGAAGGGAGAGCCACCAGCCUUAGGCCCGGAAAGCCCAGGAGGAGAGCCUCAGUCUCCAGAGCUCAAGGAAGAUGAAGGUGUCGCUACCUCUGCUGGUCCUUGUGUGGCGCUGUCAGGCGUAGAGCUUGCUUCUCCAGCUGCAAGAGCAGCCCUGAGACCCAGCCUUGACUCUCAGCACUGUGGUCUCUCUGGGGAUGAAGAGGAUGAACUAUUUAAAGGGGCAAUUCUGAAAGUUCCAAGGCCCAAAGCCCAGCCUGAGGAGGAGGAUGAAGACGAGGUGAGCAUGAAAGGACGCCCGCCCCCAACACCCCUUUUUGGAGAUGAUGAUGAUGACAAUGACAUUGACUGGCUGGGAUGAAGACCUAGGAAAUGGGUGCACAAGUUUCUCUCCCAACCCUUCCCUAAGCAUGAUUUUGCACAGCUGGCCUCAGUCUAGGCAAGCCUCAGGGUGAGGUCAAACUAAACAUUCUGAGGACACCCACAUACUCCAUCUGAAUUAGCUGCCGUCUGAGCCCUCACUUGACCUAGUGAAGAGGAUUGUGACUGUGUCUGCAGGGCUGGUGGUUGAGUACCCUGUGUUCUGCCUGGGAAUCUCAGUUGGAGGAAGGUCUGGGAGGAAGACUUGCCUGCAGCCAGUCACAAUGUCCUGCCCUCUCUCCAAGCUUUUCUUUUCAUUCACUUGCAAGACUGACCUGUGAGCCCUCCUUCUUCCACCCUCCCAGGGCUCACCUGUGCUGCAGCAACACAGCCUGUCACCUGGGGAGAGGCCUCCUUGGAGAACUGAGAGAUCAUACUGACUUGGCCUAUGGCUCAGCACAUCUAUCUUUUGUCUCUGCCUUAAAUCUUACACAAAAAGUCAAUGAGUAUUUGAAAUUAACAUGACUGAAAUAAAUGUCUAUAAUAAAACUUGA